Molecule: messenger RNA, 961 nt
Organism: Rubroshorea leprosula
Lineage: Eukaryota; Viridiplantae; Streptophyta; Magnoliopsida; Malvales; Dipterocarpaceae
Source: the annotation of a GenBank genome assembly
UCUUAGCUGCAAAUAACAUUCAAAUUCUUUUCAGGCUUUUGCUUAAGAAAAUGGCAGCUCCAGGGAAGAAAACUAGGGGAAGGCAAAAGAUCGAGAUGAAGAAGAUCGAAAAUGAGGAUGACAAGCUGAUUACUUUCUCCAAACGUAGAACUGGGAUAUACAAAAAGGCUAGUGAGUUAGUCACUCUCUGCGGUGCUGAAAUUGGUUUCGUGGUAUUUUCUCCCGCAGGAAAACCAUUUUCGUUCGGACAUCCUUCUAUUGAAUCGAUUGUGAACAAGUAUCUCAAUGAAAACCCGCCACCAAAUGAUAACACACAUCCGCUUGUUGAGGCUCACCGGAAGAUGAAGAUCAACCAGCUGACCCAUCAGUAUAAUGAGAUAGAGGUGCAGUUGGAUUCGGAAAUGGAGCGAGGGAAGAUGCUGGACAAGAUGAAUGCUGGGAGAAGGAAGGGAUGGUGGGAAAAGCCAAUGGAUCAAAUGAACCUGGAGGAGCUGAAGCAGUUUGGGAAGUCUCUGGAGAAUCUCCGCGACAGAGUCGCCAGAAAAUUUAAUGAGAAGCUGGUGGUUGCUGCUGCUGCUGCUCCCCGUCCUCCUCCCCAGGCAAUGAUGGAUCCUACUCAGAUGAUGAAUUAUCCAUAUGGAACCAAUAUAGGAAAUGAUAUUGCUGGCCCCUCCUACUAUGUUCCAGGGCCCCCAAGCUAUGGCUUUCCUCGCGAGAGACAAUUCUGAACGAUUGUAUGAUCUCUUUUUUGAGAAUCAAUAUGGAUGAAUAAAGUUAUUUACCUUUCCUAUGCAUUUCUAAGGUUUGGAAAAUUGGAAUAAAUGGGGGUUGCUCCCCCAAAACCGAAAUAAUCAUGUGUCCUACAUGGUUAGUCUGGCUAUUGUAACCUUGUCAGGUCUUUCGCUAGCUAGUAUUGUGAUUUGCUGGUUCAUGUUGUUUGCAAUGAAAUUAAUCUUUUAUC